AUGUCUUAUAAUAGUAGUCCACCUCAAUAUCAACCACAAUACCCUCAACAAAUACCUCCACAGCCACAAGGAAUGUCUCCACAGCAACAAGGAAUGUCUCUACAGCAACAAGGAUUACCUUCAGGAUUACCUUCACAGCAACUACCUCCACAGCAACAAGGAUACUCUCCACAACAGCAUGUAUUCGUUCAACAACAUCAAGGAUUUUCUCCCCAACAGGGUAUCCCCCAAGAACAAAAUGUAUAUGCCUAUCCUCCACAACAAGGUGUUCCAGCUCACCAACAGCAGCCCAUGAUGUAUGCUGCCACAACCCAAAUGAAUCCUCAAGUUGUGAUUAAACAAGCCCCACAAAGAGAAUGGAGAUUUGGCUUAUUUGAUUGCUUUGCAGAUGCUACGUUGUGUUUAAAAACGACGUUUUGUUCUUGUAUUACUUACGGAGAAAACAAAGAAAAAUUAUCUAGCAGUCCUGGUUCAUGUGCAACGCAUGCUUUAGCAUAUUGCUGUGUUGAAUAUUGCCUUGGCUUAGGUUGUAUCCUGGGUGCAAUGGCUCGUAAUGAAGCGAGAAUUAAAUAUCAAAUUGAUGGAAGUGGAAUUGGAGAUGCUUGUACUCAUAUUUGUUGCGGUUGUUGCGCUUUGAUACAAGAAAAUCGGGAA
Messenger RNA from Funneliformis geosporum, 654 nucleotides. NCBI's taxonomy places the organism in Eukaryota, Fungi, Glomeromycota, Glomeromycetes, Glomerales, Glomeraceae. The record is from the annotation of a GenBank genome assembly.